Molecule: messenger RNA, 2338 nt
Organism: Coccidioides posadasii C735 delta SOWgp
Lineage: Eukaryota; Fungi; Ascomycota; Eurotiomycetes; Onygenales; Onygenaceae
Source: RefSeq, a predicted model, not a curated record
ACUAAGUUAGCCCGGGUUUCAUGUUGCCUGAGCCACGUUGUUUGCCUCGCUACUGGAGAAUCAGCCGAGUGACUGCAGUCACUCGGGCUCUCUCCUGAUGGCUCUGCUUUACUGUCAGCGGACGCCGAGGACAGAAUCCUCUCUGCGAAUUCUGUCAUGAGAACCAGUCAUUUUCCAUUCUGCCUUUCUCUCUCAUCCUUGCUGCUCUUUGUCCUUCUGCCUGACUGCGUCGCUGUGAGUCAGCCUUCAUAAGGCUCCUGCCUGGCAAGCUCGGCCACAGCUUGUACCUACCUGCUCGCUGGGUUGUUUUCCUACUUUUCUCUUUUGCCUUCUUUCUCUCCUGCAACCUCAAAUUCUCUGGUUUGACCUUGCUAUCUCUUGGUUCUCUCCCUCGAGCGCUGCGAUACCCAAAGUAUUCGUCGAGGAUGGCGAAAGACCCGUUGCCAAACUCCUCUAUGAGCAUGGAAAGCCAGUUGUGUGAGACCAGCGACGAGAGGCGCGGUCGUGCUAGGGGCAAUUUUCACCGGGUUGAGAGUCAGCUUUCUGUUCACUCACUCCAUUCUCAGAAAUCAUGCCUGAUUUCAUGGGUAGAAUACCUCGUCUCCUUCUUGGGUUGGGCACACCCAAAGGUGGCUCGUGCGGACCCUCGACAUCAUACCGUCUGGCUUUUCAACAGUACGGCCUUCCAGCCUCGAACGCAGACCCGCCUGGAUCAUCCUGACACAUGGCAAACCGAGGUGGUAGCUGCGAUAUUUGAAAAGCAUAGCCGUCAGGAUCUAGGGAAACUGAUCGCUCUCAUCGCCGACCUGGUUGGCUUGGACGGAAAAGCUGGCGAAGACCCCGUGGUCCGUCAACGGAUAGCAGAACGACUUCAACCGUUUGUUAGCGAAGUUGCGCCCGCUCGAUUCGUAGAACUAGAUGUCGCCUUCACGCCCGCCGAUGGGAAUAAGUAUAAACUCAAUCCUUCCAACCCACACGGUAUCAUAUCACACGCAAUCCGUAUAGGAUCCUACCAAUUUAUCAAAGAUGGCACUGUCAUAUCGUCGUCACUGAGCAACUGGCCUCAACCCGUAACGAUGAGCACCACCUUUGCGGCCCCAGAGGGCUGGCUGGUUGUUUCCGAUAUUGAUGACACCAUCAAAUACACCAUGACCCCAGACGCGAUUGGGAUUCUCCGAACCACCUUUGCGGAAGAACCGAAAUCCGUACGUGGCAUGCCUCAGCUUUAUGUUCACGUCCAAAAUCAGCUCCAGCCAACAUGGUUCUAUCUAUCCGCAUCUCCCUAUAACCUCUAUCCGUUCCUGCGCUCGUUCCUUGAGCAGAACUAUCCGCCGGGCACCAUGAUACUGCGUGAAAACUCGUGGCAGUCUCUAGCAGGCUUACUGAAAUCAUUCACGCAGGCGACACAAGAAUACAAAACCCACCGCAUGCAAAAGAUUCAGCGCUGGUUUCCAAAAAGAAAGAUCUUGUGUAUUGGAGAUUCGACCCAGAGCGAUCCGGAGGCAUAUGCAGAGAUGUAUGAGAAACACGGUCCAUGGAUCAAAGCUAUAUUCAUCAGGAAGGUGAUGGGCUUGCCCAAUAUGGAAGAGAAAAACAGCCCGGAGAGGUUUGACAAAGCGUUUGAGAAAGUUCCUCGAACGGUGUGGAGAGUAUUUGAGGAUCCAGAAGAGCUAUAUGGGCCCGUCAACGAGCUGCACCACCUUUACCCUUCGAGGCAAUAACAGCGGCAGCCUUUCCUCAUCGAAGCCACUUCUCCGAUAUCCUACAUUCGCCUUUGACCCCCAAGUUAUGGCUUAUCUUGCUGGUUCGGCUUUUGCCUACACAUAAUGAUGGUUUGUUUACGGAGUUGGCAGGCUUUGUGUCUCCCUUUUCCUACUUACCUUUUUUCUCUGGUUCGAUUCCUCUGUUUUCCGUUCUCGUUUAAUUUCUCCCCGUAAAAGAUGCUCCCAUCUUUGGGAUUUUUUUAUGACUAUUGACAGGCUACGAUUCUCCUUUUUAUUGUUUUUCUCCGCCCUCUUAGUCAGUUGUACGACCGCAAGUUUAGAAUGCUGGUGGAUCUCUCGGUUUAUCUCCCUUAUUCUGCAAAUCACCUCGAUGCCUUUAUGCCCCCUGCGAUAUCCAUAUACGCAAACCUCUUUAUCUUUUAUACUAAUUGCUAUCGGCUGCUUUGAUCAAAGGUGUUUGUUUUUUUAAUCUGUUGAUGAUGUCUGGUUCGAUGGAAUUACUUUGGCGAGGACAUGGCGCUCUACCUUUCCUUUCUCUAUCCAACUCCUCCUGUUCCUAGUAAUGUAUAACUAUGACAGACCAUAAGCAAAUCUUCAAGCCGCCUGUAGCUAUU